Messenger RNA from Zasmidium cellare ATCC 36951, 387 nucleotides. RefSeq lists its product as uncharacterized. Lineage: Eukaryota; Fungi; Ascomycota; Dothideomycetes; Mycosphaerellales; Mycosphaerellaceae. Bases 1 to 387 code for a protein of 128 amino acids. The transcript has a single exon. The record is from RefSeq and is a predicted model, not a curated record.
AUGGACCACCCACCACCCCUCCCCUACAUCCCAUACAUCCACAACCAGCGCCAACCCCAACCAAACACGAACAACGACCUCACCCAACCCACCGCACCCCGACCCCUCUACACCUUCGAAGCCCCACCACCCUCCUACCAACGCGAACGCACCAUAACCUCCUUAAUGUACUACCCGGGCCGCUGGACAGCCGAACGCCACGGAUACUGCCAGUCAUCGACAUCGUCGAUAGAAUCCCUUUCAACGGCAAGCUCGAGAGACGAGGAGGGAGGAUUUACGAGGUAUGAGGUUUUGUUUUUGGUGGUGGUCUUUGUGGUGGUGGCGACGUUUGGGGUUGUGGGUGGGGUUUUGGAUGGGAGGGGGAGGGCGGCGGUUGAGGGGGUGUAG